Messenger RNA from Brenthis ino (lesser marbled fritillary), 243 nucleotides. The record is from the annotation of a GenBank genome assembly. NCBI's taxonomy places the organism in Eukaryota, Metazoa, Arthropoda, Insecta, Lepidoptera, Nymphalidae.
AUGCUUAAACAAGAUCAACGAGAUUUUGAGGAAAGAUAUUCAGCCUGUUUUGUGGAUUUUGGUCUAAAAAUUGGAACUGGCCUCUUAAUAGGCAGCAUGUUGGGCGGCUUCUUCCUACGUGGCUACAAGAAAUGGCCGAUGUACAUAGGUGGCGGUCUCGGCUUCGGGAUGGCGUAUAGCAACUGUGAGAACAGCCUUAACAGCUUCCUGCUAUCUAUGGACCCGAAAGUCUGUACUAUUAAG